AUGUUAUCCACAUUAAUGCUUUGGACAUUAACGGAUCCUUCAACGGCAACACAGCAACCAAGCGAAGGUAGCGAGCCCAAGUUUCGGUGGCCAUAUUAUUCCAUUAUAAUCAAGAAACUCAAAGUGAGCAAUAAGGAAAUAGCAGAUCAGAGGGUUCCUCCCGAAUUGCGCGCUCUGCUGCAGUUUCUACCAAUACCGAAAAAUACCAUAUCGGUAUUUGCUAUGGAACCAUACGGCACUACACCUGUGGCUGCGGUACAAAAAGUUUCCGGAGGAGCAGCGCGGCCUCCCAGCGUUUCUCAGUCGACUCCAAUGAGUGGUUUGCGACAUGGCCGGUAUGCACUGCAUGUCAGUGAGAAAGUGAAGACCUCAAGUUACGACUUUAUACAUGCUUACAUCAAUGAGCAGAACAGCAAAGGCGGAUGGAAAUGGAGCUGGUUCCAGGCUUCGAAAAUUGAUCGACUUCCAUGCCCGAUACAGAAAUGGGUUGCUCGACUUCUGGUUCAUAAGCAUCAGCUGGAAUAUCAAAGACCUAAUGCAGUGAUUACUGAGUCAAAUGACCAUUUCUUGUCCGCACCUGCAGUAGAAGCAACCGGUGAAGCUCCUCCGCCAUCAGCAUCAAGCGCAAAUACUCCUGGAACCCAAACACCUGCUACACCCACAGCAUCUGGCGUGGUCACUGAAGCGACUACACCAGGAAAUGAGUCGCAGUUCACUUUUGGUUAA
This is a messenger RNA of Strongylus vulgaris, 726 nucleotides long. The record is from the annotation of a GenBank genome assembly. NCBI's taxonomy places the organism in Eukaryota, Metazoa, Nematoda, Chromadorea, Rhabditida, Strongylidae.